This is a messenger RNA of Mycena citricolor, 507 nucleotides long. NCBI's taxonomy places the organism in Eukaryota, Fungi, Basidiomycota, Agaricomycetes, Agaricales, Mycenaceae. The record is from the annotation of a GenBank genome assembly.
CGGCAGCCCUGGUUUGCCGUACACCUCAAUAGCACUGACGAGGGGCUUAAAUCCAGAGCAAGUGGUCGCCUGGAUACCUAAAAGGGCUCACGCACAAUCAAGUCCCUCGAAAUGGUGUCAAUAAGUGCCGACAGGUUCUGUGAAACCGACUUCUGAGAGGCUUCAGAUCCUUCCUCUGUGAAUCGGAAUCGAAAAAGGUUUCUGAAUAUCUUGAGCCCGUUCAACAAACGUGUUCGAGGCUUCCUCUGCUGAUUUCUCGCUGAGACACAUCCGGGAUAUGAGGAAGAACGAGAAUUGGGGACCCGGUUGAGCACGAGACAUAAUCUCAAUGCUGCAUACUGUGUGCUGCGGGAGGAGCACGUUUGAUGCAACAACGAUCUGGGAUCCAGGUCAACAUAACCGAUUGUUAUCGCCUGCUCGACGCUGGGAGACGGAGCGAUGGUUCCAACACAAGAGGCGAAAUGGUCUGAGUGGAUCUUAUAUUUGUCAAUGGAAGCGUUGAGCUCG